Dreissena polymorpha is the source of this 1633-nucleotide messenger RNA. RefSeq lists its product as uncharacterized. The record is from RefSeq and is a predicted model, not a curated record. NCBI's taxonomy places the organism in Eukaryota, Metazoa, Mollusca, Bivalvia, Myida, Dreissenidae. Bases 157 to 1005 code for a protein of 282 amino acids. The transcript is spliced from 4 exons.
UGCUGCGUUAUCUUUGCAUUUAAGUGAUUACGUGUCCUUUUUGUAAUGUUAUCUUAUGAAGGGUGUGUUUUGUUUAAAUAACUGUAUUGUGUAUUAUGGAACAAAAAAGGUUAUAAAUGAGGAUAUGAUUCUUAAGCAGAUUCAAGCCUGAGAACAAUGAUGAACAACAUAACAGCUGCCACAAUGUCAUAUUUGUACAUGGCGCCAUGUCCUCCGCCGUUCGUCACUACCAAUGAAUUCCAACAACACGCUUACAGCCGUAAUCUUCCUAAAGACAUUGUGCUUGCUCUGAUGUUAAUUUGUCACAUACCCGCUGAUCUCAGUACGCCUGGCAGCACAACAUCGUAUCGCCCAACGUCAACAUCAGACGUGAAACACACAACUAUAAGUACACCGUUUCAUCGUCCUACGUCAACAUCAAAUGGGGAAGCUACAACUUCUAGUACACCAUCUAAUCGCCCUACGUCAACUUCAAAUGUGAAACCAACAUUUACAGGAUUUAUUAGUACAACAGACAAAAGUGAAACUUCCGAGGAGUGGUUAAUUCCAAGAGCUGUAGUUGUCAUUUUUGUAGUUUCUUUGGCUGUACUAGUGAUUUUUAUUUUUUGUCAAAGACUUCGAAAACGGAAGCUAUGCUGUCCAUUGACUCAAGAUAAUACAGAUGCUCCUGGUGGGGUCAUUUUGAAAAAGUUUGAAGGAUUAAACAACACCGAAGAGGAAUGUUCAAGGAUAAACCAAAUUGCAAAUAAGUGUGAAAUGUUCCUAGCAAUACCAUGUGUAUGGAAAAAAAUCAAAAUGUUUAUAAAGACCAUGAUUACGGAUCUAAUACACGUGAAGACAAAAAAGAAAGUAUGGUUACUACUGACUAUGCGGAUAAUACUUGUAAAGACGAUGAAAAAUGUACACACUUUUGAAUACCGUUCAAUUCAUCUAAAGUAUGCGGGUGUUCAUGCCAACGCCAAUUGGAUGAUAUUGAAUAUAUGUGGAAACACAAUGAAGAAUUGAGAUGAUUUCGUAAACUGACUCUACGAAAGGUCACCUAUUUACGCAAUACCGUUAGGGCCAUCGUGGUUACACAUUAAAAUCCAGUGGGCGACAAUGCGAUAGUACGAUGGCGACAAUUCGAUAGUACGAGGGCGACAAUGCGAUAGUACGAUGGCGACAAUGCGACAACGCGAUAGUACAAUGACGACAAUGCGACAGUGCGACAAAACGAUGGCGACAGUGCGAUAGUACGAUGGCGACAAUGCAAUAGUCAUAUCGUACUGUCGCCAUCGUAUCAUCGCGUUAUCGUACUGUCAUUGCAUUAUCGCAUUGUCGCCAUCGUACUAUCGCACUGUCGCCAUCUUAUUGUCGCACUGUCGUCAUCGUAUUUUCGCAUUAUCGCCAUCGUACUAUCGCACUAUCGCAAUCGUACUAUCGCACUGCCGCCAUCGUAUUGUCGCACUGUCGUCAUCGUAUUAUCGCACUUUCGCAUUGUCGCUUCUGGAUUUUAAUGUGUAACCACGAUGGCCCUAACGGUAUUCCGUACCUAUUACAUUUUCAACCACAGUAGCUGUGAUAUUACAAAAUGGGUUACUCGAUAUUUAAAAAACAAACACCAUUUACAUUUAUAUUAAACUAUGGAAAAAUU